AUGGUUCUCCCGCCCAGCACCUUUGCCGCCUCCAGCUCUACACCCAGCACGGGCACCUGCAACCGCAAGAAGGCCAUCCUUGAGCCCGUCUGUCCCCACCACCGCCUCCCGUUUGCCUUUGCCGCCCGACUGUACCUGUCCAGGGCCAACCAGCCUUGGGACGACCCCAACUCAGAGGAUGAGGAAUAUCUCAGGGCCUUGGACGAAGCAUGGGAGGCGUUCGAGGCUGAACUGGACCUCAAGUAUGGUACUGGACCCUACCAAAUCAACAUCAAUUCCCAGUAUCAAGAAAGCCUCAAAGAUGAAAUGACUGACUCAGCCUCACCCGCAACACCCACUCCUGCAUCCACUUCCUGA
Molecule: messenger RNA, 357 nt
Organism: Puccinia triticina
Lineage: Eukaryota; Fungi; Basidiomycota; Pucciniomycetes; Pucciniales; Pucciniaceae
Exons: 2
Coding region: 1-357 (118 amino acids)
Source: RefSeq, a predicted model, not a curated record